Messenger RNA from Pogona vitticeps (central bearded dragon), 2822 nucleotides. The record is from RefSeq and is a predicted model, not a curated record. Lineage: Eukaryota; Metazoa; Chordata; Lepidosauria; Squamata; Agamidae.
GAAGCUUGCUCUCAUGGCGUUUGGGGAAGGCUCCUCUCCAGCUCCUGCUCGGGCACCGUCUCUCUUUGGCAACCUUACGCUUCAGCGCAGGAGGCUGGCGUGCAGAUAGCAGAACCCAGUUUGGGGGCACCAAGGCCCAUGUCUUGUUCCGAAGAGACUGCGCUGGGGAUGACGUACGUGGUGAACCAUGAUUCCGGUCACCGAAUUACGCUACUUUGCGGACACGCAGCCCGCCUACCGCAUUCUGAAACCUUGGUGGGACGUCUUCACGGACUACAUCUCCAUCGUGAUGCUGAUGAUUGCGGUGUUUGGAGGGACGCUGCAGGUCACCCAGGACAAAAUGAUCUGCCUGCCUUGCAAAUGGGUCACCAAGGACGCUUGCAACGAUUCCUCCCGAGACAGGGGGCCUGCAAACCUGGACUCGCGCUAUUAUAACGCUUCUCUCGUGCCGCCUCUGGACGCCGGGCCGACGGGGAUCAAGUACGAGCUGGACAGGCACCAGUAUAACUACGUGGACGCUGUGUGCUACGAGAACCGCCUCCACUGGUUUGCCAAAUAUUUCCCUUACCUGGUGCUGCUCCACACGCUGAUCUUCUUGGCUUGCAGCAACUUCUGGUUCAAGUUCCCGAGGACCAGCUCCAAGCUGGAGCAUUUUGUCUCCAUCCUGCUGAAAUGCUUCGACUCCCCUUGGACGACGAGGGCUCUGUCAGAGACCGUGGUGGAGGAGAGCGACCCCAAGCCCGCCUUCGGGAAGAUGAACGGCUCCAUGGACAAGAAGGCGUCCACUCACAGCGAGGACGUGGAGGCCACCGCCCCGAUGCUCCAGAGGACCAAGUCUCGGAUCGAGCAAGGCAUCGUCGACCGGACGGAGAACGGCGUCUUGGACAAGAAGGAAGGAGAGCAAGCCAAAGCCCUCUUCGAGAAGGUCAAGAAGUUCCGCACCCACGUGGAGGAAGGAGACAUCGUUUACCGCCUCUACAUGAGGCAAACCAUCAUCAAGGUGAUCAAAUUCAUCCUGAUCAUUUGCUACACCGUCUAUUAUGUCAACAACAUCACCUUCGACAUCGACUGCAAAGUGGACAUCGAGAGCUUGACCGGCUACCGCAUGUAUCGCUGCGCCCACCCUCUGGCCACCCUCUUCAAAAUCCUGGCUUCCUUCUACAUCAGCCUGGUGAUCUUCUACGGCUUGAUUUGCAUGUACACCCUCUGGUGGAUGCUGCGGCGCUCCCUCAAGAAGUACUCGUUUGAGUCCAUCCGGGAGGAGAGCAGCUACAGCGACAUCCCCGACGUCAAGAACGACUUCGCUUUCAUGCUGCACCUCAUCGACCAGUACGACCCCCUCUACUCCAAGCGGUUCGCCGUCUUCCUCUCGGAGGUGAGCGAGAACAAACUCCGGCAGCUGAACCUCAACAACGAGUGGACGCUGGAGAAGCUGCGCCAGAGGAUCACCAAAAACUCCCAGGACAAACUGGAGCUGCACCUCUUCAUGCUCAGCGGCAUCCCGGACACCGUCUUCGACCUCAUCGAGUUGGAGGUCUUGAAGCUAGAGCUUAUCCCGGACGUCACCAUCCCGCCGAGCAUCGCGCAGCUCACCAGCCUCAAGGAGCUGUGGCUGUACCACACGGCGGCCAAAAUCGAGGCCCCAGCCCUCGCCUUCUUAAGAGAAAACUUGAAGUCUUUGCACAUUAAAUUCACGGACAUCAAGGAAAUACCCCUGUGGAUUUACAGCUUGAAGACUCUCGAGGAGCUCCAUCUGACGGGCAAUCUGAGCGCCGAGAACAACCGAUACAUCGUGAUCGACGGCCUGAGGGAGCUGAAAAGGCUCAAGGUGUUGAGGCUGAAGAGCAACCUGACCAAGCUUCCGCAGGUCGUGACCGACGUCGGGGUCCACCUCCAGAAGCUCUCCAUCAACAACGAGGGCACCAAGCUGAUGGUCCUCAACAGCCUCAAGAAGAUGGUCAACUUGACGGAGCUGGAGCUCAUCCGUUGCGACCUGGAGCGCAUCCCUCACUCCAUCUUCAGCCUCCACAACCUUCAGGAGAUAGACCUCAAGGACAACAACCUCAAGACCAUCGAGGAGAUCAUCAGCUUCCAGCACCUCCACCGCCUCACUUGCCUUAAGCUGUGGUACAACCACAUCGCCUACAUCCCCGUGCAGAUCGGCAACCUCACCAACCUGGAGCGCCUCUACCUGAACCGCAACAAGAUCGAGAAGAUCCCCAACCAGCUCUUCUAUUGCCGGAAGCUCCGCUACUUGGAUCUCAGCCACAACCUCUUGAUUUCCAUACCCCCAGAGAUCGGGAUGUUGCAGAACCUGCAAAACCUGGCAGUGACGGCGAACAGGAUCGAGACCCUCCCCGCCGAGCUCUUUCAGUGCCGCAAGCUUCGGACGUUGCACCUGGGGAACAACGUCUUGCAGUCCCUCCCGUCCCGGGUGGGCGAGCUGGCGAACCUCUCUCAGAUCGAGCUGCGGGGGAACCGCUUGGAGUGCCUGCCGGUGGAGCUGGGCGACUGCCCUUUGCUGAAGCGCAGCGGGCUGGUGGUGGAAGAGGACCUCUUCAACACCCUCCCCUUGGAGGUGAAGGAGCGCCUGUGGCGGGCCGACAAGGAGCAGGCCUGAGUCUCCGCCGAGGGUGGGAAGGAGAAAGCCGAGGGCCUCCGUCCAAACCGUCCGGGGAGACCCCGGCCGUCCCCCUGCUCCUGCGUUCUCUCUCUCCCCACCCACCCCCCGGAGAACCUCCCGGGCAGAAUCCUGACCCAAGAACGGUCCAGAAGGGGUAAGAUGGGAGUCGCCGGCUCCUUCGGCCCGAUGGACACAGAGG